Messenger RNA from Dromiciops gliroides (monito del monte), 4104 nucleotides. It is a transcript of the gene LFNG, whose product is annotated as LFNG O-fucosylpeptide 3-beta-N-acetylglucosaminyltransferase. The transcript is spliced from 8 exons. The record is from RefSeq and is a predicted model, not a curated record. Gene Ontology annotation, molecular function: O-fucosylpeptide 3-beta-N-acetylglucosaminyltransferase activity. Lineage: Eukaryota; Metazoa; Chordata; Mammalia; Microbiotheria; Microbiotheriidae. Gene Ontology annotation, biological process: regulation of Notch signaling pathway; pattern specification process. The coding region runs from base 267 to 1484 and encodes 405 amino acids. Gene Ontology annotation, cellular component: Golgi membrane.
GUCAGCUGCAGCACCCACGAAGCCGGAGGCUCCGAAGCAGCUAGAGCUAGGGGCUGGCUAAGGUAGCGAGCGAGCGAGCGAGGAGCUGAAGGGCAGGCGUCCCGAGAGUGCCUGAGAGGUUCCCCGCGUUGCCGUCGCCCCAUCCCCUCCUUCGACUCCCUCUGCCAAACCACAGGGCUAACUGGGAGCCGGAUCGCCCUCGCGGCGCCCCUCCAGUUCUGGGCGCACAUCGGGCCAGCUGCGCGCGGAAUCGAGGCGGCAGGAAGAUGCUCAAGGGCUGCGGCCGCCGCCUGCUCCUGUCCUUGGUGGGAGCCCUGCUCGCCUGCCUCUUGGUGUUGACUGUAGAUCAGAGGCAGCAGCUGCGGCAGCGCUCACCGCCGCCGCCGCCGCCGCCGCCGCCGCCGGAGGAGGAGCUCCCUGGGGGCGAGGUAGGACGUAGAGCCCUGCAGAGCCUGGCGGGUCCCGGCGAACCCCUGGGGCGGGGACCACCGCCCCCGCCUCAGCCCCAGGAGGAGCCCGCCGCCUCCCUGGCAGGGGCGGCUGGCUCCUCCGGAGAUGUCCGCAGCUUCUCGGAGUAUUUCGGCCAACUGAGCCGAGCUAGGAGGGACGUGGGACCCCUGGCUGGGGCAGCUUCAGCGCUCGAGAGCGUCCCCAGGCCCCAGAUGGAGCAGCUCUUCCCCAGAGACGUCUUCAUCGCAGUCAAGACCACCAAGAAAUUCCACAGAUCCCGACUGGACCUGCUGCUGGAUACCUGGAUUUCCAGGAAUAAAGAGAUGACUUUCAUCUUCACAGAUGGAGAGGAUGAAGUGCUGAAGCAACACACAGGCAACGUCAUCAAUACCAACUGUUCUGCGGCUCACAGCCGCCAGGCCUUAUCCUGCAAGAUGGCCGUGGAAUACGACAAGUUCAUUGAGUCAGGAAGGAAGUGGUUCUGCCACGUGGAUGAUGACAAUUAUGUUAAUGUUCCAACGCUUGUCAAACUGCUAUCCAGCUACCCUCACACUCAAGAUGUCUACAUUGGCAAGCCCAGUUUGGACCGGCCCAUCCAGGCCACAGAGAGGAUCAGUGAGAAUAAGAUGCGUCCUGUUCACUUCUGGUUUGCAACCGGCGGGGCUGGUUUCUGCAUCAGCCGUGGAUUGGCCUUAAAGAUGAGUCCCUGGGCAAGUGGGGGCCACUUCAUGAACACAGCAGAGAAGAUUAGACUGCCCGAUGAUUGCACCAUUGGCUACAUCAUUGAAUCUGUGUUGGGUGUGAGGCUCAUUCGAAGCAACCUGUUCCAUUCCCACCUGGAGAAUCUUCAACAGGUGCCCAAGUCCGAGCUCCAUAAACAGGUGACACUGAGCUAUGGGAUGUUUGAAAACAAGAGGAAUUCCAUCCAUAUGAAAGGUGCAUUCUCUGUGGAGGCUGAUCCAUCCAGGUUCCGCUCUAUCCACUGCUUGCUGUACCCGGACACUCCGUGGUGUCCUCGUAAUGUGGUCUACUAGGAGACUUAACGUCCAUCCUUUAACCCUCGUCCCUGAGUUCCCCUGGUAUCCAAAGGGCUCAUGGGACCUGCGUUGUGUUCUUGUCCUUGCUGUGCCCGUCAUGCACAGUGUGUGGGUGUGUGUGUUUGUGUAAUAGGCUGCUGUGUGGCCCAUGGUGACUGAGUUGGGGUGAGGAGGGAGGCCGGGAGACACAGAGUGUCUCUCUCUGGACUCUGCCUCCACCACCGUCUUCUCAUCCUGGAGGAAGAGGAGACUCUAAAGCCUGGAAGAAAACAAAGAAGAGUUAGGCAAGGGAGGCAUUGCCAUCGAUGAACCUGGCAUGCUUGCCAACUUCAGGGCUGGAAGCUGUCCCAGGAUGGUCCUGGAGCUGUGUCGUCUGUCUUCUGCAUCAGCUGCUUUCUCUCUGAUGGGACCAAUUUUUCUCUGGUGCUGCUGUCUUGAAGUCACUCCUGGGAGACUUUUCUAACCCAUGACCAUUCCUUUGACCAUCUGAAUCAUCUCUUCUCCUCCUCCUCCUUCUUCUUGUAUUGUAUUCCAGGCUCCGCAUCCUAUCCAGAUGAAGUCUUUUAUUUGUCAAAGGUCAAUUGGGGUGGGGUGGGGGGGGCUAGAAGAUGAGAGAGGAAGAGGAGUGGGCAGGGAGAUUUUAAAAGAUUUCUGAAUGUCUGUCCUGGUUUAGGAGGAUGGGGCGCAUUGCUAGGUGCUGCUGGGAGUGAGGGGAGAAGCAGAUCUCUUUCACCUGAGACCCUCAUUCUCCUGGGAAGUGGCACAUUCUGGAAUAGGAGAGAGAAAGAGUGUGUGUGUGUGUGUGUGUGUGUGUGUGUGUGAGAGAGAGAGAGAGAGAGGGGGGGGGGUGGCCUCCUCAGGACCCCAAGUUUGCUGAAAGAGAAGGGGCUGAAGGGAGACAAGGCCUGGAGCAGAGGGGCAGAAGAAGAGAGGAAGGCCCAGAUCAUUUGCUCCAGCCACUGGGGCUUACUAUUAUUGACUGAACUAUUUUCAGUCCCAGAUAGCUAUGCAGUAUUUAUAUGCAAUUAACCAUCAGCGGUUAAUUGAAGAGAAAUAGAGAAAUGUAUAAUGGUAUUUUGUUAUUGUUCUAAGGGAUGUUGGGGUUAAGAUGGAAAAAGACAGAAGGGCAUAUGCCAGGGUGCAUGUCGGUCAUUCUGUCUUAGGUUCAGGACCAGGCAUCUGCCCAGUUAUACCUUUGGGAAGCUUUUCGUAAUGGGAAGGGGAUAGAAAUGCCCUGUAACUUCCCUGUCACUUCUAUCAAACAGCAAAUGACCUUGAAAUUCACCGUUCAAGGUGAGGAGAGCAGUGCUUAGGUCCAGGGAAUGAAUUCUUGGCUGUGGACUCAGUCCUUGCCACCGUCUCAAGCUGUGAGGACCUAUUGGGGCCCACUACUGUUCUCAGGGCACCUGACCACAUCCUGGAGCUGGGGAUGAGCUGGGUCUUGCUACUCCUAAUGCAGCUCCUGGGAUGGGAACCUCCAUCUUAGACCCUGCAUUUGGGGUCCUCAGGCUAAUAUCUGAGUGUUCCUGGGUGUCCGACCCCAGAAUCUUUGCUUUGUCUCCUUCCGAUAACUGGGCAGAGUCAGAGCUGAAUAUUCCCUAUCUGAGGUUGAGUGAAUUGGCCCAUACUGGGUGCGUCUGUAAAUAUUGUACUUGAACAGUAUUUUUUUUACUGUUAUCUUUUAAAAGAGGAAAAAAAAAAGAAAAAGAAAGAAAAGUAGUUUUUUGUUUUUGUUUUUGUGUGUAUUUUACCUUUUCUGUGGAUCGGAAAAAAACAAAAACCAAACUCCUGAUAAUCUUGUUUUUAAAAUGAAAUUGGAAUAUCAUAUAACUCUCUACUUAUUUAUAUGUUCCAGUAUCUGGAAUCUAUCUAUUCUUUCCCCUACUUAGUCCCUUUUCUGUUUGUAUGUACGUUUUGGUUUUGUUGGAUUUUAUUGUUAUUGUUUAUUGUUUUGUUUUGUGUGGUUGUUUGUUUUUUUUUACAAAAACAUAGAUAGGAAAAAAACAAGGGAAAAAAGUUCUCAGGGAAUUAAACCUUAUUGUUAAUACCAUGGUCACCCUGUGGUACCCAGCAUUCUUUGCUUUCAAUAAAGCAGCUUUAUUUGCUGAAAAUAAAUAUGUAUUGUGGUCUUUUAUGCCAGUGCUUACUCACUUAUUCAUAUUUCUAAAGCUUUUUUCACAAUCACCCGUUGAAGUACGCUGUGUGGGUACUGUCAUUUCCAUUAUACAGAUGAGAAUACUUGAGGCUCAUGAAAACUGUCAUUUGUCGCAGGUCCUAUAGGUAAUAAAUGGCAUACCUAGGACUCAGAACCCCAGUCUUCUGAUUUUCUGAUCCAUUAUGGUUCAAAUCAUAUGCACACUAGACCAUGCACCUACAUCUACAUAUAAACUGAGGCUUUGUCCUAUUCAGAUUCCUCAAUUUGGUUUUGAUAUAGCAAUAAAAGCUGAGUUGAAGGGACCUCAGUAACUAAGUUCAACCAUAACCCAGAAGAAAAAGCCCUUCUAUAACAUAACCUGACAAAUGGUUAUUUAGGCUCUGCUGAAAGACCUUCAAGGAUAGAGAACCCAAUACUUCUCAAGGCAAUCAAACAUUCUGCUCCUGGACCCCUUUGGUUGAC